Molecule: messenger RNA, 684 nt
Organism: Malus domestica (apple)
Lineage: Eukaryota; Viridiplantae; Streptophyta; Magnoliopsida; Rosales; Rosaceae
Source: RefSeq, a predicted model, not a curated record
ACCCUCCAAAACGAAACCACAACCUGAUUUCACGCUCUCACUCUCACUCACCCCUCUGCGGUAGUGCAUUUGGAGGAAUGGCGCUGAACUUAAGCGGAUCCGAUCUGGAAGAUGAGGAGCUGGAGCGCCAAGUGCAGGAAAUGGCGAAGAAGAUUCUCGAGUACAGAGCCACUUUACCAGACCAGCUCAAGAAUACCUUCGCCUCCAUUCUCGCUGCUCACCGGCCCGCUUUUUCCGAUAGGUCGGGUCCUGGGACGUCCGGAGCUUCGAGUUUAGAUGCAGGGCAAGUUGCUUCUAAUAAGGCAAGAUUACUGGCUGAUGGAGAUCAGACUUUCGAGAAGAUGCGACUGCACAAAGAUAAAGUUCCCAGCAAUGUUGCUGCCUUGCAUAUUGUUUUGAAGAGGGCGGAAGAAUGUUUCUUUAAGAUUGACGAAUUAGAUCCUCCAAAACCGAACGUCUGAGAACAAGGGGACUAGUUGACCGAGAUUGCAACCCUUUAAUGGCUUCUAUAUCUGCUGUUGAUUGAUGUAGAAUGACACAGAUGUUUUGAAUUUGGUCAUAUUUGAUUCGUACAAUCAAGCAAGACGAUGUUCAGCGUGAAUGUAAUUACCGAAGAAAGCGUGCUUUGAAUUCGAAGUUAUACCUUAAUAUGUUGCUAAUUUACCGGAAGGCUCCUCUUUCAGA